This is a messenger RNA of Durio zibethinus, 742 nucleotides long. RefSeq names its product organelle RRM domain-containing protein 2, mitochondrial-like. Gene Ontology annotation, molecular function: RNA binding. Lineage: Eukaryota; Viridiplantae; Streptophyta; Magnoliopsida; Malvales; Malvaceae. The record is from RefSeq and is a predicted model, not a curated record.
UGGAAACUUGGAAACCCUAAAUAGGGUUUUAGGACAUCUAAACAGGGUUUUACCCAGCCGUUUAUUUCAGCGUUUAAAACCCAAAAACCCCAAACUAGAUUUCCAUUUCCAUUUUUCCCAACAACCGCCGGCUCUAUCUUUAUUGACUCCGUUCCGAUGGCAUUCGUUUCCAGAUUCCGUCGCGUUUUCACCGGACCUUCCCGUCUUUGUUCUCAGUUCGCUUUGAUUCGCUUAAAUUCGACUCUCACUUCCCCGAAGCUCUUCAUUAGCGGUCUUUCAAGAGAAACAACAGAUGAACAGUUUAAAGAGGCAUUUAACCCGUUUGGCCGGAUUGUUGAAGCCAAAGUCAUAAGAGAUAGAGCCACUGGAAGGUCGAAGGGGUUUGGUUUUGUUACAUAUACAUCCAUCGAAGAAGCUGAGAAGGCUAGAGAAGAAAUGAAUGCCAAGUUCUUGCAAGGAUGGGUUAUUUUUGUAGACCCUGCCAAACCAAGGGAACCCAGACCUUCACCCAGAUCAGAAUCGGAGUUUUCUGUAACUGGUUUUAGAACAAACAAAACUGUUGGAUGGUCUGGGUAGUUCACUUUAACAAGGCUGGAGCCAUGGAGGAAUUAUUUGAAGGCUUCAAGUUUCAUAUAUUACCUCAAAACUUUAGCAGAAGAUAAAAGUUGAAUCAAUGAUUUAUUUAUUCGGGACGAGUGUAACCGGUUAACCUCUUUAUAUUAAACACAUUUUGUGUGCCUUA